Rhinichthys klamathensis goyatoka is the source of this 1269-nucleotide messenger RNA. It is a transcript of the gene alg14, whose product is annotated as ALG14 UDP-N-acetylglucosaminyltransferase subunit. Gene Ontology annotation, biological process: dolichol-linked oligosaccharide biosynthetic process. The coding region runs from base 40 to 702 and encodes 220 amino acids. Gene Ontology annotation, cellular component: UDP-N-acetylglucosamine transferase complex. NCBI's taxonomy places the organism in Eukaryota, Metazoa, Chordata, Actinopteri, Cypriniformes, Leuciscidae. The transcript has 4 exons. The record is from RefSeq and is a predicted model, not a curated record.
UUUUGAGACAGUAACCGAUAGCGUUUAGUUUGGUAACUGAUGGCAUUACUAUAUGCUGUGGUGAGUGGUGUUCUUCUCACUGCUGUAGUAUUAAUAACAGUGUUUAUUUUACGAUUAUUUGUGAUUUUGCGAGAUGGAUCGGAAUAUAAACCAGGACAGAAGGGUUCUGUGUCAGUUCUGGUGGUGGCUGGAUCAGGAGGACACACAACAGAAAUCAUCCGUCUGUUGGGGAGUUUAUCUCAGUCUUAUAACCCUCGGCAUUAUGUGAUCGCAGACACUGACAAAAUGAGUGAAGAGAAGAUCCAAACUUUUGAAGCAGAGCGGAAGAAAAGUGAUUCAACCUCUCAGUUCACUCUCCACUGGAUUCCUCGCAGUCGGGAGGUUCGUCAGUCAUGGAGUUCCUCCGUUCUGAGUUCCCUGAGCGCUCUGAUGUCAUCCGUACCGCUGGUCUUUAGGCUUCAGCCGGAUAUGGUGCUGUGUAACGGUCCAGGGACGUGUGUCCCACUGUGUGCCGCUGGGCUGCUCCUGGGCGUCCUGGGCCUGAAAAGGGUCCUGAUCGUCUACGUGGAGAGCAUCUGUCGCGUGGAGACACUGUCUCUAUCUGGGAAGAUCCUCUACUACCUUUCUGACUACUUCUUUGUGCAGUGGCCACCACUGAAAGACAAAUACCCUAAGUCCAUCUACCUAGGGAGAUUGGAGUGAGGAGAACAUUUACAGAAAACCAAAUUUUCUUUUUGCAUGACAUAUCGGUUUUGAAUUCAUCUGAGAAUCACAUGAGUUUUGAUACUGUUCAGUGAAGCUGACGCGAAUCAUUCCUAUGCAGUUACUGACGUGCUAAAAUACACAACUAUGACAACUGCAUCAGCGUUUUCUGUUGUUUUUUAAUGCCAAAACAGUCACGAUGGGCUGAUGAAAUAUCGUAUCACACCUUUUCUACCUUUUACGCCCUUGAAAAGUCAACCAAACGAAACCAAGAGAAGUUUUUACAUGUGCAGGUGCUUUUAAUUCCCUUCAUAGUUUCAGCAUUUUCCAACACUGCACGAAAAAGAUAAUAAUUGGCUUGGGUUUGUCCCUUUCAAAGGUUAGACUUGUUUAGAUUGUCAUUCCUCAUUCUUACAUGUGUAUGAAUACUUUUUUUCCUCAGUGUUUUUCCGAAAUAUUGUCCAGCUCACUACACUAUUCAGCAGUACUUCAUUGUUGAUCUCUUCCUGUGCUGGCGUGUGGUUGGUUUUAGAGGAAAUGGUGUGAGUUAAAGACUAAAGAUUCUCA